AUGGCCCCAGCUCCGGCCAAGGACCCCAGCCUCUCUUUAGAAAAGUCAGGAGACUCCUGGGGAAAUAAGGCAACGGCCUCCUCCAGUCUCAUUGCUCCGUGGCCACCAGAGACCCUGGGGAUCCACUUAACACCCCAACAAAUCCUCACCAUGCCAGAGACUGGCGGUUGGCCGGGAGCAGCCUUUGCAAUCCCAGAGAUGACAUUCCACAGCGCUGUGCACCAAAGCAAGGCCUGUCAGUGAUAUUUAAAAGCAUCUCUCUCUCUUGACAUCAGAAUCAAUCUUCUGGGAAGAUCCCCCUCAUCUCCACCUUCCCUGAUACAACUGAACAGAGUUCAAGAAAGACACAGUUGGCAAGUUAUCCACUUCCCACCUUGCUUUCUUGGUGAGGAAGAUGGGGAUGCUAAGAGGGCAUGUGCCACGGGACAGUUUUAGAUAAUACAUGAGGAUGUCAGUGUAGAGCCCAAUAGCACAAGGCACGGCCUUUCACAUCAACUGGCAUUUACUGAGCACUGGUAUGUCAGUUCCUUUUCCACAGAAUACUCCAACAUAUGUGCACACACGCUGCCAUAA
Messenger RNA from Leopardus geoffroyi (Geoffroy's cat), 573 nucleotides. RefSeq names its product spermatogenesis associated 12 (gene SPATA12). NCBI's taxonomy places the organism in Eukaryota, Metazoa, Chordata, Mammalia, Carnivora, Felidae. The record is from RefSeq and is a predicted model, not a curated record.